This is a messenger RNA of Camelina sativa (false flax), 1143 nucleotides long. The record is from RefSeq and is a predicted model, not a curated record. Lineage: Eukaryota; Viridiplantae; Streptophyta; Magnoliopsida; Brassicales; Brassicaceae.
AUGUCCACAGCCUCUUCGAUGAUGCUUUACCCGAACUAUCCUUUUCUCAUGUCAUCGUUUGGCCGCUCAGAUGACCGUUGUGAGUCCGACGAGCAAUUCAAUUUCACUAUCAGCAAAGAUUUGCUUUUAGAUGCUAAGGAUGUCUUGAUGGGACAUAUGAUUGGAGAAGGAGCCAAAGCCAUCGUCUACAAAGGAAUAUGCAGAUACAAAUGUCCUGUGGCGGUGAAGGUAGUGCAGCCGUGUGAAACAUCUGCUGUAAGCAUAGAGGACAAACAACAGUUUCAAAAGGAGGUUCUGUUACUAUCCUCGAUGGAACAUAACAACAUUGUGAAGUUUGUUGGAGCUUGCAUAGAGCCACAAUUGAUGAUAGUUACCGAACUCGUUGAAGGCGGCAGUCUUCAUAAGUUCAUACUGAACUCUCGUUCGAGUCCUCCUAAUCUAAAGAAGGCACUAAGCUUUGCUUUGGAUAUUUCUCGAGCCAUGGAGUUUUUGCACUCAAAUGGCAUUAUUCACCGUGAUCUAAAUCCAAGGAAUGUGUUGGUAACAAGUGAUAUGGAAAUGGUAAAGUUGGCUGAUUUUGGACUUGCAAGAGAAUAUACUAUAGGUGGCAUGACUUGUGAGGCUGGUACUUACAGAUGGAUGGCUCCUGAGGUAUGUAGCCGUGAGCCACUCAAAAUUGGAGAGAAGAAGCACUAUGACCACAAAGUCGAUGUCUACAGCUUUGCACUAAUUUUCUGGGCGUUGCUCACUAAUCAAACACCAUUCAGUGGGAUAAAUAGGGCUUCUGCUCUCUAUUUUGUGAAACAGGGCAAGAGACCAAGCCUUAAGAAUAUUCCAGAUGAAAUUGUUCCCAUCUUGGAAUCUUGCUGGGCAGAGGACUCAGAGGCACGUCUUGAGUUUAGAGAGAUCACUAUCUUAUUGGAAAAAUUGCUAAACGACCUGAGCUCAGCUGGGACUAGUAAUGAUACAGUAAUAUCAGAUGAGGAAUCUUAUGACGAUGAAAUGGGAGAUUUGGAUACCAAUUGUUUGAUUCAAAAGGGCUAUCGCAGGAUGCAGAAACUUAAGGAAAAGAAGAAGAAGAAGAAGAAAGUGAUGAGUAGGAUAGUUCCUUUCUUCAAGACGCUCUUUUCAUCGAAGGGGUGA